Messenger RNA from Myotis lucifugus (little brown bat), 1384 nucleotides. RefSeq names its product inhibitor of growth family member 1 (gene ING1). Gene Ontology annotation, biological process: positive regulation of DNA-templated transcription. Lineage: Eukaryota; Metazoa; Chordata; Mammalia; Chiroptera; Vespertilionidae. The transcript is spliced from 3 exons. Gene Ontology annotation, cellular component: nucleus. Bases 286 to 1131 code for a protein of 281 amino acids. The record is from RefSeq and is a predicted model, not a curated record.
ACGCCUCCCCAUUGGCCUGGUGAUGGCCCCGCCCUGACCCUUGGGGGGACCCGAGCCAGGCAACUUCCGGCCUCGGAGCAAUGGCGGCGCCCCGGUGCCGGGGGCAAGGCUUGUCAGCUGUGUUCCUGGCUCCACCGAGGAUGAAGCAUAUGCCUCCCACCCCGGCCCCAGGGACCCGCGGGACAGGCCAGCGGCCGAGGAACGGGGGAAACUACCAUUGCUUUCCCACAGUAAUGUUGCUGUGGAGCAUUUCUAGAUGAGAGGGGUCAGCAGCCGUUUGCGCUGAUGGGGCUGAAGAAACGGGUAUCCUGGCCAGAUGCCUCCCUGGUUAGCACUGGUGUUCCUCCUUACAGACAUUUGUACUUGCACGGCUUUGUUAAUAGAGUACUUUGCUUGGGGCAUCCAAGAAAUACAUACCAUUAUGAAGAAAUCCUGAAGGAGCUAGAUGAGUAUUACGAGAAGUUUAAGCGGGAGACGGACAGCAACCAGAAGAGGAGAGCGUUGCACUGCAUUCAGAGAGCCCUGAUCCGCAGCCAGGAGCUGGGCGACGAGAAGAUCCAGAUUGUGAGUCAGAUGGUGGAGCUGGUGGAGAACAGGACCAGGCAGGUGGACAGUCACGUGGAACUCUUUGAGGCACACCAAGAGGUCAAUGACACCACUGGCCACAGUGGCAAAGCCGGCCAGGAUAAGUCCAAGAACGAGACAAUCACACAGGCAGAAAAGCCCAAUAACAAGAGGUCUCGGAGACAGCGCAACAAUGAAAAUCGGGAGAAUGCAGCCAAUAAUCACGACCAUGAUGACAUCACCUCAGGAACGCCUAAGGAGAAGAAAGCAAAGGCCUCCAAGAAGAAGAAACGCUCCAAGGCCAAAGCAGAGAGGGAAGCAUCCCCUGCAGACCUUCCCAUCGACCCGAACGAGCCCACGUACUGUCUGUGCAAUCAGGUCUCCUAUGGAGAAAUGAUCGGCUGUGACAAUGACGAGUGCCCCAUCGAGUGGUUCCACUUCUCCUGUGUAGGACUGAAUCAUAAACCAAAGGGCAAGUGGUACUGUCCCAAGUGUCGAGGGGAGAACGAGAAAACCAUGGACAAAGCCCUGGAGAAAUCCAAAAAGGAGAGGGCUUAUAACAGGUAGUUGGUGGACCUUGCUGAGCAGGGAGGAGAACUAAGCCAGUGUAUUUAUUACAUUGCCACCUUUGGUGAGGCGCAAAGACUGUACAAUGUAUAUUUUUAAAGAAUGUUAGAAAAGGAGCCAUUCCUUUUGUAGGGAUGGCAGUGAUUCUCUGCCUUUUGUUUUCGUUGGUACACGUGUAACGAAAGUGGUCUGUGGAUCAACAUUUUAGAAACUUACAAAUAUAGGUUUGAAUUAAACACUCAAGUGAGUCUCA